AUGGCCUCUAGCAAAACCAUCGUCCUGAUCACUGGUGCCAACAGUGGAAUUGGCUACGAGACGGUGGUUGCCUUGGCAAAGGCGUCGCCAAACUAUCAUAUUUUGCUCGGGGCUCGAUCCCUUGAGAAGGGUCAGAAGGCGCUGAAUGAAGCCAUCGCUGCGGACAGCUCGCUGCAGGGCCGCAUCGAAAUUAUCCAGAUUGACGUUAUCGACAAGAGGUCCAUUGAGGCUGCCAGGGAGCAAGUCCAGGCCAAAUUUGGCAAGUUGGACGUGCUGGUCAACAACGCGGGCAUAAUCGUGCAUCGUCCCGACGUCGACACGCUCACCAGCCUGCGCGAGCAUCUCGGGACGAAUACGGUUGGCACCGCUAUCACCACCGAGACCUUUGAACCGCUACUAAAGAAGUCCUCCAGCCCGCGAUUGAUCCAUGUCUCAUCGGAUCAGGGCUCGAUCUCUAUGAGGCUGGACAAGAAUGGUAAGUGGUACAAGAUCCAAGCUGACGGCUACCGUGUAAGCAAGGCCGCCUUGAACAUGCUGGCGGCGUGCCAUAAGGCGAACUACGAGGAGUGGGGCUGCAAGGUUUGCGUCUUCAAUCCGGGAUUGUGCGUGACGAACUUGACGGGAGAGGCCGGUCGCCAAGUGCGCAUCGAUCACGGCGCGAGGGACGCCAAGGACGCGGCGUAUGCUCUUGUGGACACCAUUACUGGGAAGAGGGACGCCGAUAUUGACAAGUUCGGUGCGCAAUCCGGCAUUCUUGAUCUUGAUGGUGGUAUACUUCCAUGGUAG
Molecule: messenger RNA, 786 nt
Organism: Diaporthe amygdali
Lineage: Eukaryota; Fungi; Ascomycota; Sordariomycetes; Diaporthales; Diaporthaceae
Exons: 2
Coding region: 1-786 (261 amino acids)
Source: RefSeq, a predicted model, not a curated record